Molecule: messenger RNA, 6127 nt
Organism: Drosophila albomicans
Lineage: Eukaryota; Metazoa; Arthropoda; Insecta; Diptera; Drosophilidae
Exons: 13
Coding region: 1-5559 (1852 amino acids)
Biological process (GO): signal transduction
Source: RefSeq, a predicted model, not a curated record
AUGUGUCGUUUAUUAUUUAUAUUAAUAUUCCAUUGUACGCUAUGGAUGUGGAUCACCGCCUUUGCAGUGCACUUCCAUGAAAGUUAUCCCAGUUACCGAUUGAGUUCGGACUUGGAUGCGGAAUCGAUGCGACUCCACAAACGUGAUAUGCAGCAAUUCUUCGAUAAAGCCAGCUAUAGCUUCAAUGGUCUAGUGCGUAUUGCCUCGGUGCCGGUGCCCUUUCCCCUGGAUAUUUGCAUGCUGCAGCUGCCCACAGUCAAGUAUGCGACAGCGUUGCACAAAGAUGCGACGGGUGAGCGACAUUUUGCCGUUUAUGUGUGGCGUGAGGCUGAGAAGGAUUACGCACUGCUGCAUGAGCAGGCGGCACCAAGGGCUGUGGCAUUGGACUGCCUUAGCUAUGCCGGUCUCGGCUAUGUGGCACUCAGCUACAAUCACACCGAGCCCGUGGAUCAGGCCAGUGAUGGGUCCCCCAUCUACGAGUUGUCGCCGGACAGAAGCAUGCGAACAGUUCAAUACUUUGCUGAGUUGCGAUUGCGUGGCAUGUACCUGAGGAUUAGCAGCCAGGAGUUGACACUGCUGCAGGCUUAUGAAGCUGACAGCAGCAGCAAGAGGCAGCAGCGUUGCCCCUACUUUAAGUGGAACGGCGGCACAUUCCGACGCCUCGGCUCUAUUCCCUGCAACAAUGCCCGACGCCUGGAGGCAUUUGGCAUUGACUUUGCCGACUUUGUGGCGGUGGCCAACUAUGCGAACGCCAAUGGACGCACCUCGACAUACUCGGAAAUCUACAAGUACGAUGUUAGUGCACGACGAUUUGAACUCUUUCAACGACUGCGCUCCAAUGGCGCCGUCGAUGUCAAGUACUUUAGCCUCCCGGUGAACGAAGUGAGUCGACGACACUUUUUAAUACUUGGCAAUACGGUGGCAGGUGGUGGCAACGGAAUUGGCCGGGCCAAAAGUGGAACACCUGAGGAAGCGGACACUGUGAUCUAUGUCUAUGACAAAGGACAAUUUGUGCCCUAUCAGCGCUUGAGUUUCUAUGCUUUGGAACGCUUCCUACCCGUCACGCAUGUAAUUUCAGAGAAAUUUCUGCUUUUGGUGGCCUGCAAUAAGCAGGAUGUGAAAAUCUAUAACCUUAACGAUUGGAAAUUCGAAGAGUCAACGGUGCAGUUUACCGAGGGCGCCUUAAGUCGAGGCGUGGCACGCAUGCGCAGCUACGUGGAGAAUGAGCAAAGUUACUUGGUUAUUGCCAAUGAAAAUAUGGCCGCCAACGAAACAAACAUAUUUCAGCCACUCUACAAGCAGGACGAACAUGCCAAUGUCCUGCGACAGGAAAUCAUCGACUGGGCACGCGAGCAAACAAAGCGAUUGGAGAACAUGAAUGUGGAUCGAUUAUUUAAAGCUUUGCAGAAAAAGCUCAAGGAUCGGAAUCAGAAAGUGCGAGAUAUCCAUGUAAAACGUGUGAACACGAAAUCUUUCGUAGAUGUGCAACAGCACCUUUCAACAAACUAUUGGGAUGCCUUGCGCUAUGCAAAACGGGCUCUAGAUCUACUAGAUCAGCAUGCAGCUGAGGCUCAACAUCAACCAGUAAAGCGAUCUGUCAAGUCGCAGCAGAAGACGGAACACAAAUUCGAUGAGAUAACAGUGGGCACUCUGUUGGUGCACGAGAAGUUGCAAGCAAAACGCAUUAAUGGAAUCGUCCCAAAAAAUCCCACAUAUGAGCUAGUUAAAGCGGACAAUGUUUACGUUAGUGAGAACUUAAUGGAAGCGACCGGAGAGGAACAGCAACGUCCUGUCAUAGGAGAGCUGAACUUGCAGGAACUCCAAAUUGAUGGCAGUCUCAAUGGCCUCAACUGGACGCAGCUGUCGGAACAAACGCUUAAGCGUCGGGGCAGUGAAGUGCAGUUCAUAAAAGCUCACGUGGACAUUAGCAACCUAAAGGCGGAGGCGAUUAUGGUCAAUAGCAAUGAGAUUAACGAUCGUCCAGUCAGUCAGCUGAUAUCCAUCGAUGGGGGUGAUUAUAUUGUGCAACAAGAUGUACAAUUCGCUCAGCCCAUUGAAGUGAACAAGCUGCAGAUCAAUCAGCGUCUGAAUCAAAUACAUGUGAACAAGCAAAGCUUUGAUGUGUUGCUCCAUGAAGCGAAUCAUACGCAGAUUAUUGAGGGUGCCAAACAAUUCGAGAAUAUCCAUGUACUGGAGCCCAUCACCAUUGCGGGUCAAUUACGUGGAGCUGAGCUGCGUGCCAUGUCGCCCAUGAAAGUUACACAUCAGACAGUUCAGCUGCAGGGUGACUUUGUAAUCAAUGCAGAUGUGACCAUUGGGCAGCUGCUUCAAGUGCAGGAUUUACUCGAGGCAUCGAACAGCGUGGGUCCAUCCACAACCAUGACAUUGCAGCAGGCGUUGCGAGUUGACCAACAACUGGAUGAUAUUAAUCUGCGUUUCGAGAAACAGUUAAAUGCCAAUGAUACGCAACUGAGCUUCAUCAAUGCGCUGGACUUGCAGCAGCUAGUGCAGCUGAAUGUGGAUGAAGUGCAAGUAGUCGAGGGUGCCAAGCUAUGGCCACAGAGUUUAACAAUACUGAAAGGCUUUGGCGAGGUUAACACAUUGAAUGGCAUUGCUGUGGAUCAGCUGUCACAGCAGCUGCUGCUUAAGAGUAGCAAUCAGAGCCUCAGAUUUCCCAUGCAACUUUCCAGCAUAGACGUGCCUCAGCUGAAUGCCACAGAACUACAGUUGAAUCAACUGAAAUUUGACGAUUACAUGCGACGCACUGGCGACCAGCACAUCAAUAGCAACUUGUAUGUGAAUGAACUACACGCUGACCAGGUGAAUGUGCAGCAACUUCACAUGCAUGGCACGCUCUUUGGCCACCACCUGGAAGAGCUCUACGAGCAGGGAGCACAACGACUGCGCAGUUGGCAACUGCCAAGCAACUUCAAUGGCACUAUCCAUGCACGUAACGUGUGGCUGAAGGGGCACAUCAAUAAUGUGAGCAUUGCCCAACUGGAGCAGCAGCUGCAGCAACUGGCAGGCAACAUUAAAUACGUCGGGGACUUCACCUUUCGCCAUCCUGUCAACAUUAGCGAACUGAGCUUUAGUGGCUCUUUAAAUGGUAUUCAGGCACAGCGUUUUGGACAUUGCUGGUUAGAGACAAGUGGCGAUCAGCAGUUCAUAGCAAGGCAGACUGUGGCUGGUGUGGCAAGUGAGCAGAACGUUGUGCUCCAGGGCAAAUUGAACAACUACACGUUGGAACAGCUGCUCGGCGAUACUUAUAGAUUGAAUGGCUCGGAGCAACUGCAAGCUGUGAAGUUUGUUAAUCCAAUUGUGCUUUCGCAUUCAAUUAAUGUGAAGCGUGUCAACGGACUACGAAUACCAGAAGACAUGAUGUACACACAAGUUGGAGGCUUCCUGCCAGUUCCCGUCCAGAUUAACGGCAAUCUUGUUGCCUCCUCGCAACUAUGCAACGUGAGCAACCUGAAUGGCUUUCAUCUGCCGGCGCUAUCGCGUUAUUUAAGCGGCGAUGCAGCCUUGAAUACGCUGCACGUCGAGCAGGCGCAGUUUGGCGGGAUUCCCCAUUAUGAGACGCUGAAUGGUCGACGAUUAGAAAAUGUGUUGAAUGAGAUAUGGCUGGACAACGAACAUGUGGAAUUGAAGGGCGUACAAUUGGACAAUGCUAGCUUCGAGGGACUGUUGGAGUUUGAGGGCACUCUUAAUGGUCUGCAUGUGGAGCAUAUCGGGCAAAAUUAUUUCAGUCGAACGCGCAGUCAGCGCCUCGAUGUGCCAAUAAGUUUCAAGCAUGACGUCACUUUUGCACAACCGCUGGCAGUGAAACAAGUACAGCUACUACGUGUCAAAGAUGGCGCACUUGUUGAGGGCAUAGGCAACGGCUCGCUAGAUUUGAAUGAUUUCGUGUCAAACACAUUAAAAACUGCCGGAGUACACAAUAUAACAGGAAAAUGGAAUAUACCGGAUUCGAUAGUCCUGGGUGAUUUGAAUAAUGUGUUAAUAAAUCAAUUAAAUUUAGUCAAUGAUGUUCUGCGUAAUGAUACAAACGAAGUGUCUGUGAUCGGUGCACCCAAAACUGUUGACACCGCCACCAUCCAACGGCUUUUUGCGACAAAUGCAAGCACUGUUGCCAAAGUGCCCGUUGCACAGUGGAUCAAUGAUUCUGUGUAUAUAUAUGGAAAUCAUAGCAUAUCUGGUAAAACGAUGAUAUACACACUGAACCUCUAUAAUGAUCUGGAAGCAAGGGGAACUGUUAAUGGCAUUCGCUGGCAAUCAGACGAGCUGCUGCUUUGUGAUCAGGCACAGCAAAUAGCAGGCUCAUUGCUGAUCGAUAACACGCUACCCCAUGACAAUCGAAUACUGAGCAAUAACAUUAAAGAACUCUGGGUAGAUCAGAUCAAUGGACUGAUGGUCGAAGAGCUACUAAAGAACAAGGCGCAUAAUCGACCCAAUCUCCAUGUUGCUGGUCAACUGAUUUUCACAAAGCCACUUGCCGUUGCAAACUAUGAACUGGGCGAGAUGGCUGCUAAUGGCAACAAGUGGAAGCGUGGUGCAAGCUCAUAUGCUGUCGAGGAUUGGCAGCAGCUCGGUCAGCACGUGGCUGCAGUGCAGCAGCGCCUCAAAGAACCAUCGUUUGUGUUGGAGAACUUUAAGUUGUUGCAACAAAUACCGCUGAAUGCGACCCAAGUGGAGGUAAUGAGCCGGAAUACAUUGGCCAUUUGGCACACAAACAGUAAAGGAGUGCAGCAAGUCGAUAUCUUUGAGUGGCACGAAACAGACGGAAGAUUUAGGCACGAUCCAACCGCCUCUCAACUAAAAUUAUUGACAGCACAGGAGAAAUGGAGACAACGCUUUGGGCAACUGGCGCAUAACUCGACAUACAUCUGCCUCUUGCAGAUGCAGUCGCUAGAUUGUCUGGCCACCCAAAGCGCCAACGAAGCACUUGUCAUCCAAUGUCUCGGAAACGAUGACAGUAUCGAGUCCCGGCAUGUGAUCUCAACACGGAAAGUGAAACAGUUGGUAACGGUCGCUAAUAACAAGGAUUCGAUUGUGGCGCUGCUUACAUACAAUGCUGUGGAAUUAUGGCGACUAUGCACCAAUGGCAGCAGCGAGUUGCAGCAAAGAUUGCCAUUGACGCAAGCUAAGCAGAUAGCCGUUGCUCGACAUCAGAAGCAAAAUUACUUGGCCAUUCUUACUGCAUCACCAGCAGCCGGCAUUCAUAUUUACAGGUCUGACAACUUUAUCGAUUUCCAGUUGCAACAAGUCUUUGAUUUGGAUGCAACGUCUGAACAACAGCGUCAGCUGAGUUUUGUGCAGCUACAGCAAUCGCAGGAUCUCCUGCUGUGCUUAUCCAAUGCGUCGCCGAUGCAUUCGUUGCGCAUUUAUCAGUACAAUGGCAUUGCCGGUUUCCAGCAGAUUCUUGGAGAUACCACUUUGCCAGUGGCAAAAUUUAUGAAGCCAAUUGAGAUGCCUUCGAAACGGCAUCAGCGGUUGUUACUGAUGCUGGUCAAUGAUGAGCAUGGCAUCUAUGUGGUGGCUCCACAGUUCACUAGGCUCUAAGCCACAAAAUUGGUUGUUAAAACUUGCAAUUAUUUCUAAAUAAAAAUUACUUUUUAUUAACGUUUUUCGUUAGCGGCGUUAUGGGUGUAAUCUGUUUUCCUGCUUAAUCGUCGCUAGUUGACUCCACGUUCUCCGUCUGCAAAUUCUUGAAAGUGGACACCGGCACGUAUGUCACCAGGGUGUACAGUUUGUUGGGUGAGUCCUCAUCGUCGUUGCGGCGACGGGCAAGACGCACACGAACGCGGAAUGGCGUCGAUCUGGUUGAAAACACAAAUGUUAUUUUCGGGGUAUAAGAGGGGAUAGUUCGUGAGAUAUUUACCUGAUACCCUUGGACCAGAUGUGCUUGUUGAGGCGGGUGUCGAUGCGAACAUCGUUGGUGCCCAUCUCACGCUCGGCAAACUUGCGGAUCUCCUUGAUGGCGCGGGGCGCACGCUUCUUGAAGCCAAUGUUGUGCACACGCUUGGCCAAGUGAAUUGUGCACUCGCGGGUGACGACUUCGUUGAUCGCCGACUUGUUGCGUUUCUCACCCUUUGUCUUUGCCAUUUCGCUAGUGCAAAUUCAAUAUCCU